CGCCGCGCCACGCGUCACGACGCACCUCUGACAUGUGACCGAACAGUAUGGAAGAUUGUGACAUAUCCAAAUACCGCGAAAUGAUCAUCGAAGGCGAUCUUCCCUUAGACCUGCGACCACCGCCUCGCUUGUACCUGCCACAUUAUCUCCGUGACGAUAGAGAAGAAUAUCCACAAGACGAUACCUACGUUUCCGUCGACGAAGACACACCAGACAUCCCGCCGCCGUCGAUCGAUUCAGACAGAUACGAAGCCCCAAGUCCAAGCGACAAGAAACCCUCAUCACCCAAGAAACCGAAGCAGAAGUCAUCAUCACAACUUAUCAAACCGCCUUAUUCUUAUAUCGCUCUCAUCACAAUGGCCAUCCUCCAGUCACCACAUAAGAAAUUAACCCUCAGUGGCAUCUGUGAAUUCAUCAUGACCCGGUUUCCUUAUUACCGUGAAAAGUUCCCGGCGUGGCAGAAUUCCAUCAGGCAUAAUUUGAGCCUCAACGACUGCUUCAUCAAAAUCCCGAGAGAGCCAGGUAAUCCCGGCAAAGGAAAUUAUUGGACGUUAGAUCCUUUGGCGGAGGAUAUGUUUGAUAAUGGAAGUUUUCUGAGGCGACGGAAAAGAUAUAAGCGGCCGACGCCUUCUUUGCAGCAUGCACAUGCCGUGGUCGCAAUGCUGGCUCGAGAAGCUUACGCUCCGUUGCUUCCGUUGCCUUGUUAUUUGCCUCCUACUCCGUUACUAUCUUUGCCGCGUCCACCGCCUGCUACGUUAAGGCCAGUACCUUUACCUCCGCGUAUAGCCGAAAUGACUGACCCUCGAGGGAAGCGAUCGCGGAAUGGAUUUUCCAUUGAAUCAAUAAUUGGAUUACAAGACAGUUCCUCAGCAGAGCCGAGGAAAAGUGCGUUUUCGCCUUUGCAUCAGACUAAUGGUCCUCCAGACGAUUGGGCUAGAUGAAUGUACCUAAACGGGGGUGUGUCUACUCUCGAUUCCUUCUGAGAUUCCUUUCGAAUCAUCCCGACGGGGACUGGCGUCCUGAAACAAACGACUGAUGUGAUCUUAUAAGAAGUGUUGACGAACAGUUGCAGUCUGGGUGUAAAUUAGUUAAACGGGUAUCGAAUGAAA
Molecule: messenger RNA, 1109 nt
Organism: Hyposmocoma kahamanoa
Lineage: Eukaryota; Metazoa; Arthropoda; Insecta; Lepidoptera; Cosmopterigidae
Product: forkhead box protein D3-like
Exons: 1
Coding region: 48-941 (297 amino acids)
Biological process (GO): regulation of transcription by RNA polymerase II; anatomical structure morphogenesis; cell differentiation
Molecular function (GO): DNA-binding transcription factor activity, RNA polymerase II-specific; RNA polymerase II cis-regulatory region sequence-specific DNA binding
Source: RefSeq, a predicted model, not a curated record